This is a messenger RNA of Aspergillus terreus NIH2624, 843 nucleotides long. RefSeq lists its product as uncharacterized. NCBI's taxonomy places the organism in Eukaryota, Fungi, Ascomycota, Eurotiomycetes, Eurotiales, Aspergillaceae. The record is from RefSeq and is a predicted model, not a curated record. Bases 1 to 843 code for a protein of 280 amino acids. The transcript has 2 exons.
AUGUCGUCCUCAAACAUACACGAACAAGGGGAGGAAGACAUGUCGUUUGACCCUGCCAGAUGUGCCUCGUUCUACAACCGCAUCAUCCGCAUCAGUUUCGAUGGGAACCGACGGGCUGAACGAGGCGACCGGAUUAUCCAGGAUUGGUUUAGCAUCUGGCAGGAUCAUCCGCGCAUGCGCGAAUGCCGUCAGAUCUUCCCGGAGCCCUUUAUACCAUUUCUCAAACAAGUGGAAGUCAUCGUCGAUCAAAACAGCCGUCCCCGAAUGCGCGAUGCUCUAGUUCAGCACCUCGAGCCGAUCUCCUCUCCAGAACUGAUGCUGGCUCUUGGACCGGGGUCGGUCUGGAUGGAAAUAGAUGACUGUGUUCUUCUUUUCCGGAACAAUCUAUAUGGAUUGACCGACUGUGCAGGUGUCGUGAUGGAUCUGCAUGACCUAACAGUUCGCUACCUGCCAUCUAUCUAUUACUUCGACACAGCAAAUAUAGAAGCAAACCCAUGGUAUCCGCUCCAAGACCUUCUCGAACGACUAAAUGCUAUUAUUGAGGUGGGAAAGUACCGGCCGGUCCCCUUUGGAAGUGUACAAAAUGAUCCUUUGAGUGCGAAUAUCGCCUGUUGGGAUGUUGUCCCGUGGAAUAAUUUCAUUCUGAAGCAAUCACUUGAAGCAUAUGACGCGCUCCUAGAAGCGAUCACCUCUCGUCUUCCAUCCGCUGGCGAGCAACAACAACAACAGUUCCUUGCGACAGAGGAAUCCAUCGGCUCACACAUCCAAGGAUUCCCGCGUGCAUUUCUGCUCGCUGCCACUAAGCCCUCCUUCCAAUUCAUCGCCCCGGGGUUGACCGUUUAA